AUGCAGCAGCAGCAGCAGGGCGCAGGGGCGGCCCCGGUUGCGCCACAAGCGGCCCCGGCGGUGGACGAUGACCCGUUCGCCGAGCUCGCGGCGGGGGGGGGCGGCGCCGGCGCCGGCGGUGCGGGCAGAAGAGAACCGGACGGCGAGGAGAUCUUCGAGAAAGGGGACGAGGUCCUCUACAUCCGAGGGAGCGACCCGCCUCUGGACGGCGUCGUGCAGAAGGUUCACCUCGAGGACGAGACCCCUUACUACACGGUCCUGAUCGCCGUCACGGGGAGAGAGAAGAACACGGACCGCGCGCACCUGCGGCACAAGGGAGCUGAGGGUGCCGCUGCGAAUGGGCGACACCAAGCGCAGGCUGGACCUGACGCCUUCGCUGCGCUGGGAGCCGUCUCUUCGUGGGCCAGCCCCUCCGGAGCCGCGGCCCAAACGCCGGCCGCCGCCGCUGCCCCGCCAGCAGCGACCCUCCCGAACGCCGCUCAGCCGCAACACACACAAGGCGGGGCACCGCCGCCGUUGCCUCCGAAACCUCAGCAGGGUUUCCAAGGCAUGGGGCCGGGGGGAGCGCCGCCGUCGAUGCCGAUGCCCCCGGUACCCGGUCAGCAGGCGGCGGUGCCGGUGGCCGUGGCGGCAGGAGCGGGGGCCGGGGGCGGGGGCGAAGGGAGUAAUCCUUUCGGCGCGCAGGGGGAGGGGGGUAUGAUGGCGGCGCCAGCGCCGGUGACGGGGACGGGUGUGGUGGAGCAGGUGCGAGGUGGUUUAAUGCCGUGUUCGCUGUAUGGCCCCGAGGAGCGCGGUAGUUUAGUAGGUACAGUAGGACGAAACUGCUCGUGAAGACCCCUCCCCGCCCCCCUCUUCCAACCUACCGAUGGUAUUGUUCCUAUCGCCAUCCCAACGCUACCGCUCUUUCACUCAAAUCACUUCGUCGUAUUUUUUUUUUUGAGCGGCGACCCCCUUCGCUCACCGCACGUGAAUCAUGUUUCACCCUGCCCCCCCGACCGCAGGCGGCCGGCGGGAACCCCUUCGACAUGUUCUAAUGAGCGUGCAGGCCGCAAACACGGCGCCGCUCACCGUAAGGGCAACGACAAAAGAAAAAGCUGUGCUGCCACCUUUUCGGUAGGAUUUGUGGGCUCCAUCGUCAUGGUGUGUUGUUGUCUUGGCGCGCGGACGCGGGCGAGAGUUUGUUGGCGCGCUUUCGCGACGCACUGCUCUUGAAGCCGACGGUCCCGCCAUCUGCCGACGACGCCCGUGUGUAGGGCGGGGCGGGGCGGGGCGGGGGCGCGCGUCUCUUCUCCGACAAUUGCGUGUCUGUCGGUUUCAGACGCGGCGUAACUCGCCGCGGAAAUUUAAAUUUCGCCGCUUUCCUCGGGGCUGGUUGGCGGCACCGUGGCGGUCGCAGAGAUUGCUGCAGAGGAGGGGGGUCUGGAACGCGCAGUGGGGGGCACCGCCGCCGCCGCCGCCGCCGCGCCGGCAGUACGCUAGAGGGGUAGGGGAGACAGAGAGGAUCCCGCUCUUGCUUUACGUUGGCCUGGUUUUAGAGGUGGCGGCGGCCGCUGCUGCUGCUGCUGCUGCCGCAGCUGCUGUUGUGUAUGGUAUGAUUUUGCGACACGCUUGUGGUCAUUUUGUUGUGGCGCGGUAUGCGACCUGUUGCCCGUUUUUUGGCUCGUGGUUGGUUUUGUUCCUCGUUGCCUGCGGCUAUUGUUGACGGUUCCUCCGAUGGAAUUUCGUGCCCUCCCCCCGCGGCUUUUGCUUUGGUCGACGACGUAUGCUGGGAGUAUUCAGUGUAGAGCCCACGCAGCUGUCGUCGCCUUUACAGCCGCUGCUGUGGAGUUGCGGUGCUUUGCGUUGACGGAGGUGACACGUAGGCAAGGCACAAAGUUUUGGAGCGGAAGAGGCGCGAGAGAUGAGAGGUUUACGUUUCACGUCGAAUAUAUUCCGUGGUCGUUUGGGAUGUAGGUCCGUUCCUUUGUGUGUGUCGCCCGGCUAUUGUUAUUGGUGUCGUUUGUGCGAUGUCGGAUGUGUUUUGUCUGUGAUAGGAGCGCGGCUCUGUCUGAGGCGUCAUGGCAGACGGAAGGGGGGAUGAACCCGUGACGCGGCGAAAUUAAGUUGUUUAGUAUUUUUUGGUGGCGAGAUGCAGGCUCGAUCCAACCAUUGUGCUGUAUUGGUGCAGGCAGGGAGCAGGGUACACUACUCGACGUUAGCCCUGAUGUCCGACAGAUGGCCGUGGAGGAAUCUUAGUCCAGCACACCCGCCACUUCGUGGCAUCGUCGAUGAUAGAGAAUUGGAGAGUGUAUUUUUGUCCGUCCGUUUUGGCAAGAAGAAUCAACACUUGUA
This is a messenger RNA of Ectocarpus siliculosus, 2331 nucleotides long. Lineage: Eukaryota; Phaeophyceae; Ectocarpales; Ectocarpaceae. The record is from the annotation of a GenBank genome assembly.